CAUCACCACCUAAUUAACGAAUCACGGUCUCUUACGCAUUGGCCUCGCAGCCUAAUUCGUUAGGCGCAUAUCAAUGCAGCAUAAACAAUUUCGGACUAGACCCACUCUGGUCUUCUCCGAGAGGUGCAAGUUGCGACACUCUUCGGUGUAUAAUCGCCAGUUUAUUUGAAUUCAGCAAUUGGUCAAUUUCAAAAUUCUCUUUGGUGGAGCGCUUACAUGUGUGUGUGUCUUCCCAGGAACCAGACGCAGUUGGUAUUGCACGUUUUACAAGAGGUUGAUUUAUUCUAAAAUUCAUACAAGUACACAUAUUUCGCGUCAGAAGUGUGAGAAAUAACGACUUCCGAUAAGAUCACGUGGACACUAGAAAUGUUACGUUAACAGACGGAGCACAGAGUAACAAAAUGGCUCGCAAAAGCAAUGUUCAAUAGUGCUCAUACAGGAAAGCAUACUUGACACACCUGUUAAAAUGAACUUCUAUUUACUUAUAUUCUGUGUACUACUAUGGAACAAUGUACAAGCUGAGAUUGAAAUAAUAUUUGAUGACGCUGAGUGUAAGUAUAGUAAUGACGAAUUCGUGGAACCUGGAUCAUGUGAAAUUACGGUGGACGAUGACAGCGAAUAUGGGAGUACUGUAAGUACUCAUUUGGAGGUCAUCAAACAACCACCGGAAGACAUCAGAGCAAUAGCCAAAGUAUAUGGAGUUAACAUGGGCGAAUAUACGAACGAUAUUGGACUUGAUGUAGAUACAAAUUUUUGUGAAGUGACAAAGGAACAUCAUAGCAUUGCUAGACCGUUUAUAAGCGCAUUUGGCUUGAAUGAUUUGGCUUGCCCUAUACCACCGGGAGUCUACGGAAUGGAACAUUAUGUUAUUGACAACAAUGAUGGUUUACCGGAAUCAUUUCCUAUAGGAAGAUAUCUAAUAUCUAUUUCGCUCUUAAAUGACGAGUACACAAUAAUAACCGUAGAUAUUUAUCUAACAAUAACGUAAAUUAUUUUGUAGUAUUGCACUAAAUUAAAAUUUAA
This is a messenger RNA of Megachile rotundata (alfalfa leafcutting bee), 1023 nucleotides long. RefSeq lists its product as uncharacterized. Lineage: Eukaryota; Metazoa; Arthropoda; Insecta; Hymenoptera; Megachilidae. The record is from RefSeq and is a predicted model, not a curated record.